UCUCAAGGACGUUUUCAUGCCUGGGGAGAGAGAGAGAGAGAGAGAGAGAUUCAAUAUGACAGCUACUACAAUCUGGCUCAUCACAAAUCAUUAGAGAGAGCAGAACAUUUGCGAGAAAAACACAAACAAAAUCAGAUAGGUACCGUGCAAACAAAGCUGUGGUCUGUGGACAGAACAGUGAGCAGUGACCAGUGACCAAGCAGACAUACCCGGUUACCCGCUUCACCCAGCAGGCCAGCAGGACCAUCUAGCCUUCUAGUGAGAGCUGGUAACUGCUAUCCUGCGAGUGAUGCCAUUCCUCCCGCGGUGCGUGUGAUGGUGUGACGGUGUGAGUCAGUCUGGCCGAGGGCGAGGGAUCACCACUGCAAGGGCUCUGAGGCAAGCGCGAAAGAAGGCCAGGCAGUGUUAAUUACUGAUGGAAGCAAUGUGUUACCAUACUCCGUGAUGCCAACACGCUGACAUCUCUUCCUUUUAUGCGUUCCCUCUGCUCCUACUUAAGCACACAGAAUGGUUCGCCUUAAGUCAGGUGUGUUUGGCGUGAUGAUGGUGAGCAUAUCAGCCACUACACUGCUGCUGCUGCUCUUCGGUUCCACGCUAAAACUGCCCCCUGCACCAGCCAACAUCAGCUUCCUGCGCGUCCCCCUCAGAGCUCUCAAUGACUUCCACUACAAACAACAACAACAACAACAACAACAGCAGCAGCAGCAGCAGCAGCAGCAACAACAGCAUACCGCCUCCUCCCCUUCAGCCAUCGCUCAGGAGAGCUGCUGCAGCAGUGGUGGCACACGAUGGGUGGAGGGACUGCCACCUCUCUACAUCAUCACACCAACCUACCCAAGGGCAGAGCAAAUACCAGAGAUCACCAGAACUGCUCAAACACUGCUAAAUGUGCCCAAUGUGGUGUGGUUGGUCAGCGAGGACGCCCCAGCAUCCACGCCAGCCCUCACCUCUUACCUCAACCAGUCUUCACUCAAUGCAGUCUAUCUAAGAGCACAAAUGCCGGCCAAGUACAUGAACGCAAAGAACAAACCUCGGGGAGUAGCAAACAGGCUGGCUGGCCUGGAUUGGGUCAGGGCAAAUGCAAAGGACGGCGUGCUUUAUUUUGCUGACGACGACAACACUUACGACAUCCGCAUCUUUGAGCAGAUGCGGUGGACCAAGAAAGUGUCCAUGUUCCCCGUGGGACUUGUUACAAACCUGGGCGUGUCCACUCCUAUAGUUAGACUUGGCAAGGUUGUGGGUUUCUAUGAUGGCUGGAUUGCUAAUAGGAAGUUCCCAGUGGACAUGGCAGGUUUUGCAGUGUCUGUGCCCUUCUUGCUUGCUCACCCUAAAGCCACCAUGCCUUUCAUUGUUGGAUAUGAAGAGGAUGGUUUUCUCAAGAGCCUUGGUAUUACAUCAACUGAUAUUGAACCUCUUGCUUUCAACUGUACCAAAAUAUGGGUUUGGCACACACAGACCAAGAAGAAUGGUGCAGCAGUGCCCGUAGCACAGAACAACAUCACCAUGGGCACUAAUCUGGACAUAAUCAAGGGCUUGCUGUGGAAGGAUCCGAAGGCAACAAAGGGCGCCACUACAACCAACACCAAGGCAAAGGACGCUAAGAAGAAGAAGAGCUGAGGCUGUCUCAUGGUGUGGAGGAAAUGCAAGAAGCUUAAAAGUUAAGACAUAAAAUAAGAGCAAAUGAACAAGGAGAGAUAGACAGGUUGUUAUAGAUGCAGUAGUCCUGAAUUUCCAUCAUAAUUGGAAUAAAAAAUAUUGAUUGAUAUUCAAACUAUCAAGAUGCUUAGUUAACUUCUUAUGGAGAAAAAUGCAUUCGGGACCAAAGCAUUGGUGUAUUUCCUGUGAAUGAUAUAUUUUGCCAAUGUCACCAAUUUCUUCACUUGGUCCUUCUUGUUUUUGAGUGUGGACAUACCACUGCUCUGAGGAAUAUGUUACCUUCACGUCUUUGUAUUUCACUCAUUCUGGCCUUUCUCCACAACUUGUAACCUUUAUCCUUGUCCUCCACAGUGUAUUUGUUCAGGUUUUUGCCCUUAGCAUAAUCACUUUUUUCACUUCUUGGUUUAUUCACAACACCUUGUUGUGGUUCCUACUCUCACUCACCACCUGACCCCUGCAACGGGCUGUUGGGGAAACAAGGUGAAUGGGAGCCAGGUAACCAACCACACGCUGGGUCUGAACAGCUUAUGGCUGACAGGUGCUGGGUGACGGGUGGCUAGUGGCUGGUGGCCGGUGCUGGUACAUCAAACUACCGUUAGGUGGGAGAGCAAUCUAAAAUAAUUGCAUCAUCAUGCGCCAUGUUUGUUGUGAUGUAAGCAGACCAAAAAAACAUUGCUUGAGAUUGGUGCCAUUUGAUGAGAUGCCUGUUGGCAGUGCAAUUGAGACGAGAAUGACUGAAAUUUGUGACAUUACUGAUACAGUUAAAUAAGUUGUUAUGUAGAUGGAUAAACUGAUAGAUAGUUAUGGAUGGAAGGGUGGAGAGAAGAAAUAGUAUUGUGAUCUUGUGAUAACAAACCACAAACCACACACACACACACUAGUGUGCAUUUCUUACAUAUAUAAUGUUCAUCCUGUACAUAAUAAUCAAAUGUUGAACACUUGUUAGCAAUUCCUGCUUUUCUUUCUUUGCAAACAAAGUGAGCAGCACGCCUCGCAAGAGUGCAAGAUCAGUGUUAUAGUGACGGGUAUUCUUUGCUGUGAGAAUAAGUGAAGUUAUGGUGACUGGUUUUUGUCCAUUCCAUGGCCCUUAAAAAGCCUGGGUAUGCUGUACAGAAAAAGAAAAACUAGUGAAAAACAAAUGAAUAAAUGAUGUUUGCUAUUUUCUCUGUGUAAUAUCUUGUUAUUAUUGUUCUUAUUACUAUUAUUAUUAUAUCAUCAAAGUAUUACUGUGAUGAUGUGCUAAGUCAAUACAAUGAUUUUCUCUCUCUCUCUCAUGUUUAAUUAUGCACUGUAUAAAUUUGUCAUCUCAUUGCAUUAUUUUCAUGAUGGUUGUAUUGAUAAAUAUCCUUAAAGAAAUGUGAUAAUGAGAAUAAGUUGUUUUAGCACC
Messenger RNA from Portunus trituberculatus (swimming crab), 3043 nucleotides. RefSeq names its product galactosylgalactosylxylosylprotein 3-beta-glucuronosyltransferase P-like. The transcript is spliced from 6 exons. Gene Ontology annotation, biological process: carbohydrate metabolic process; chondroitin sulfate proteoglycan biosynthetic process. NCBI's taxonomy places the organism in Eukaryota, Metazoa, Arthropoda, Malacostraca, Decapoda, Portunidae. The coding region runs from base 508 to 1617 and encodes 369 amino acids. Gene Ontology annotation, cellular component: Golgi membrane. Gene Ontology annotation, molecular function: galactosylgalactosylxylosylprotein 3-beta-glucuronosyltransferase activity. The record is from RefSeq and is a predicted model, not a curated record.